Molecule: messenger RNA, 4618 nt
Organism: Echinops telfairi (small Madagascar hedgehog)
Lineage: Eukaryota; Metazoa; Chordata; Mammalia; Afrosoricida; Tenrecidae
Gene: EHBP1L1
Product: EH domain binding protein 1 like 1
Exons: 20
Coding region: 109-4098 (1329 amino acids)
Molecular function (GO): protein binding
Source: RefSeq, a predicted model, not a curated record
GGGCUGGCAGCUCGGAGAGCAGCCCCGGGGGCCAAUGGGGACCCGUGCCGGGCCAGCGAGCGCGGGCCAGCAAGAGCCUUGGGAUUGAGGAGCGGGUAGCGGAGGACCAUGACCUCGGUGUGGAAGCGGCUGCAGCGCGUGGGCAAGCGGGCCGCCAAGUUCCACUUUGUGGCCUGUUACCAUGAGCUCGUGGUGGAGUGCACCAAGAAAUGGCAGCCAGAUAAGCUGGUGGUGGUGUGGACUCGGCGGAACCGGCGCAUCUGCUCCAAGGCCCACAGCUGGCAGCCGGGCAUCCAGAACCCAUACCGGGGCACCGUGGUGUGGCUGGUGCCUGAGAACGUGGACGUUGCGGUGACCCUCUACAGGGACCCUCAUGUGGAGCAGUAUGAGGCCAAAGAGUGGACCUUUGUCAUUGAGAAUGAGUCCAAAGGACAGCGGAAGGUGCUGGCCACAGCCGACGUGGACCUGGCCCACCACGGGGGCCCCAUGCCCACCCAGGUCCCCCUGCGGCUGCGGCUGAAGCCCAAGUCGGUGAAAGUGGUGCACGCCGAGCUGAGUCUCACCCUCUCAGGGGUGCUCGUGCGGGAGGGCCGAGCCACGGACGAUGACAUGCAGAGUCUGGCGAGCCUCAUGAGCGUGAAGCCUACUGAUGUGGGCAACUUGGAGGACUUUGCCGAGAGCGACGAGGAGGAGGAGGCGAAUGGCCCAGGGGCCCCUGAGGCCAGAGCCCGGGCCCCUCAGCCAGAGCCCUCUCGGGAGCUGCAGACUCUCUGUGAGGAAGAGGAGGAGGGCCGAGGCAGGCCCCAGCAGCCAGCUGCCAUCCCCUCUCAUGCUAAGGACGCCAGCCCAGCCCCUGUGAGUCUGGCAGCACCCCCAGCCAGGGCCUCCCGGAACCUGGGGUCAGAGGCAUCUGUAAAGGGGGGCCGAUUGGGGCCUGAGGUCCCCCGGCCCCCGGGAACCCCACCGGAGAUGAGGUCUUCAAGUCAGCCAAGCCAGGAUGUGGCCACCCCCACCCCAACCCCCCGGUUCCGGAAAGACCCCGAUGUCCCCCAGCCCCCAGCCUGUCAUGAGAAGAACGAGGCCCCUGAAACCCCUGGGGCUGCCCCAGCUGGAAUGGGUUCACCCGGGGAGCCCCAGAUCUGGGCAAGACCCCAGGAAGAGACUGAGGCUCAGGGAGGCCAACCAGGCCCAGGCCUGGAGGCUGGAGGCUCCUGCGCCGUUCAGGGAGAGCUGAGGCCCACGGCUGAGAAGGGGGGCUCUGGGGACAGGCCGGAGGCCAGUGGGGUGGAGGCUGAGCAGAGGUCAGGAGUCGAGGAGGAGGCCCCAAGGAGCCCCGCAGGCGGGGCUGGGGAGGCAGCAGUUAGCUCACUUGCUCCUCCAGUUGAAGCUGAGCAGGGGUCCCAGGGCAGGCGUGUGGUCACGAAGGGACCAGAAGCCACUGGGGCAAAGGCAGAGGCAAGAUUCAGGGGGCCUCCUGAGGCUCCUCCAAGGGGUGCUCAGGGAAGGCUGGGGGUCAGGAGCAGGGAUGAGGCACCUCCAGGCCUGAGCCCACCCCCAGCAGAGCCUGCGGGGCGCUCCGGGUACCCUGAUGAGCUUCAGAAGCUCCUAGCUGCUGCAGACCAGGAGUGUGAGGGCACAGAGGUGCAGGGCAGAGCCCCUGGUGUUGGGGGGACAGGCCUGGAGCAGGGCCCCUCUGUUGGAGCAGCGAGCGCCAGGCCCCAGGUGAGCCAGAGCCAGGAGGCCCCACCAGCACCUGCCCAAGGGACAGUGUCUGGGACUCUGGGAAUGUGGGAAGGAGCUGGAGAUGCGAGGGUCCUGGGACCAGAGACUGGGGUGGCCAGGUUGCAGGUGUUGGGGACCCAAGAGACAGAGGGGGUGAGAUCAAGGGGCCUGGAGCCAGGACCUGCUGGGAAGGCAGAGUCGGAGGUACGAGGGAUGCAGAAGACAGGAGGGGGUGUUUCUGAGGUUCUGGGGGCAGAUGCUAAGACAGCAGGCCCUGAGAUGCUGGGGACCCAGGAGGUAUCAGGGGCUUCAGGGGUACUGAGGAUAGAAGCUGAGACAGUAGAUUUUGAGAUAUCGGGGUCCCAGGAGACAGAGAUGGAGGCUUCAGGGGUCCCAGGGGCAGAAGCCAGGAGGACGGAGGCUGAGAUAUUAGUGACUCAGGAGAUCCCAACUAGGGAUUCAGUGGUUGUGGGGACCGAGGCUAGAAUCGCAGCAUUGGAGAUUUUGGAGGCUCAGGAAGCAGAGGUCAGAGGUCCAGGGCUCCCAGGGAUAGAGACUGGGACAGCAGAAGCGAAGGUCUUGGGGACCCAGGAGGUAGCAUGUGAGGGUCCAGGGGCUCCAGGGGAUGAAGCUGCAGUAGGAGAACCUGAGCUGUCGGGGACCCGGGAGGCAGGCACAGAGCCCUCAGAGUUGCCAGAGACAAAGACUGUGAUGGCAGGUGCUGAAGUCUUGAAGACCCAAGAGCUAAGAGUUUCAGAUGCUGAGAAGGGAAAAGCCGAGACUUUGGGGAUUCAGGAGGCAGAGACUGGGGUGUCUGGGACUCUAGAAGCCAAACAUGAGGCUCCCAGGGCUCCAGUCUCCGAUCACAAAGUUUCAGGGUCUCCCCAGAAAGCAGAAGCAGAGGGUCCAGGGACCCAGGAGACAGAGACUAACGUUUUGAGAGCCCAGGAGGUAGAGGCCAGGGCAUGGGCGCUCUCAGAAGCUCAAUCCGGGGCUGUGGGGACCCUGGAAGCAGAAGUUUUAGGGUCCCCAGAAAACAAAGCUAGACUCUCUGAGGCCCAGAAAGCAGAGGCUCAGGUCCUGGGGGCCGAGAAGGCACUGGAAGCUGAAGGAAGCCCUGCAGAGAUCAGCCUGGGGGAAGUGCAGGUGGCCAGUGGGGCAGGGCCUGGGGUGCCCAGGCCCUUGGGGGCUACCUCCCCAGAGGAGCUGGAAGAGGACAGGAGGCUGCCGGGCAGCCAGGGACCACCUGUGCUGGUCAGCUCCAGCCAGUCCCUGUUGGAGUGGUGUCAGGAAGUCACCGCCGGCUACCGUGGCAUUCGAGUAACCAACUUCACCACAUCCUGGCGCAACGGGCUGGCUUUCUGCGCCAUCCUGCACCGGUUCCACCCGGACAAGAUUGACUAUGCCUCCCUGGGGCCACUGAACAUCAAAGAGAACAAUAAAAAGGCCUUCGAUGGCUUCGCGGCCCUGGGCGUGUCGCGGCUGAUGGACCCCGCGGACAUGGUGCUGCUCUCGGUGCCCGACAAGCUCAUCGUCAUGACCUACCUGUGCCAGAUCCGCGCCUUCUGUACGGGCCAGGAGCUGCGGCUGGUGCAGCUGGAGGGCGGCGGCGGCGCGGGCACCUACCGCGUGGGCCUGCCCGACGAGCUGGACGCCGGGGACCUCGACCUGCUGAAGAAGAGGCGCUCCCGGCGGCGCAACAGCAACUCUUUCUCCGCCGAGGACCAGGACGCUGGCUUGCUGGAAGGCUCUAGCCCUGGCCCCAGCCCCACUCCUGAGCCAGCCCCAGCUUCCACCCCACAGCCAUCCCUCGGUGGGAGCGCCUCAUCAGAAGAGCCAAGCCCAGGGGAGGAGGCCGGGCCGCAGCGGUUCCAGGACACGAGUCAGUACGUUUGCGCCGAGCUGCAGGCCCUGGAGCAGGAGCAGCGGCAGAUCGAUGGGCGGGCCGCUGAGGUGGAGACGCAGCUGAGGAGCCUCAUGGAGUCAGGUGCCAACAGGCUGCAGGAGGAGAUGCUGAUCCAGGAGUGGUUCACUCUGGUCAACAAGAAGAAUGCGCUCAUCCGGAGGCAGGACCAGCUGCAGCUGCUCAUCGAAGAGCAGGACUUGGAGCGGAGGUUUGAUCUGCUAAGCCGAGAACUGCGUGCCAUGCUGGCCAUCGAAGACUGUCUGAAAACGGCCGCGCAGAAGCACCGGGAGCAGCUCUUGCUGGCGGAGCUGGUGUCCCUGGUGAAUCAACGCGACGAGCUGGUCCGGGACCUGGACCACAAGGAGCGGAUCGCCCUGGAGGAGGACGAGCGCCUGGAGCGCGGGCUGGAGCAGCGGCGCCGCAAGCUGAGCCGGCAGCUGAGCCGGCGCGAGCGCUGCGCGCUGAGCUGAGCCCCGGGCCCCGGGGGUCCCGCCUACGGGCCGCUGUUGCCCUCCAGGGAGGCUGUGGGAAGAACCUUCCGCCACGCCGACCCGACCCGACGGGUCCUAUUUAUUUGUCCGUGUGCGUGUCUGCGCGUGUGUACGUGCAUGCGUGUGCGCGCGCGCGUGCGCGUUUGCAGGAGGCUGGGGGUCCCCAGGAGUGCCUCGCUGACCCCUCCUUGAAGGCAGGACCCAGCCGGCCAGCUGCAGGGAGAGGACUGGGUCUAGGACUGCCUGGCCACUUUCUACUGUUCCUCGGAGCAAUAAAGUUAGAUAACACCAGCACCCGACAUUUUCUUUGGGUAACUCAGGGGGUUCAGUGCAGGAAAGAGGGUGGUGCUUAAAGCCGCGAAGGUUGCCUUUGACCCCACCAAGGGCUCCGAGCUUCCCUAGCACCUCUGAGACAGAAGUAGGCUCAGGGAGGAGGGAGAUAGUGUUACUGGCCCCAAAGCAUCUCAUUUCAAGAGACCAAUAAACAAUUGGAAUUGUG